AGUGAAGGGCUGAAGUGCGCAUGCUCAAUGGAGGCAGCCUCGCUCAGUUUGUGUUUCACUGCAGAGGAAUAUUUGCUUUAAUGUCGAAAUAAGCGGACAGUAAUGGAUUAUCAACUUUAGCCAAACGGUACAUCACACCCGGAAUUCAAAGGCUGUGACGUUCGAGAGAAGCUUGAAAAUCCCCGCAUAAUGAUGCGCUUCAUGCUGCUGUUCAGCCGGCAGGGGAAGCUGCGGCUGCAGAAGUGGUACACGGCCACGGCGGAACGAGACAAGAAGAAGAUGGUCAGGGAGCUGAUGCAGAUAGUCCUCGCACGCAAACCCAAGAUGUGCAGCUUUCUGGAAUGGAGGGACCUCAAGAUCGUCUAUAAAAGGUACGCCAGUCUAUAUUUCUGCUGCGCCAUCGAGGAGCAGGACAACGAGCUGAUCACGCUGGAGGUCAUCCACCGCUUCGUGGAGCUGCUGGAUAAAUACUUUGGCAGCGUGUGUGAGCUGGAUAUAAUCUUUAACUUUGAGAAGGCUUACUUCAUUUUAGACGAGUUCCUGAUGGGAGGAGAGAUUCAGGACACGUCCAAGAAGAGCGUCCUCAAAGCCAUCGAACAGGCCGACCUGCUGCAGGAGGAGGACGAGUCUCCCCGGAGCGUUCUGGAGGAGAUGGGUUUGGCGUAGCCCCCCCACCCCUCCGACGACAUGGAGGAAGCUGGAAAAGAAAAAGGCGGGAUGACUCGGACCGAGAGCGUUCGCUCUGGGAUCCCGACGCGCCUUUGGGGUGAAACUCCACGGACCCCUGCUUUGGACUGGCCUCUCGGCCCCCUCUGUGUGUGUGUGUGUGUGUUAUCUAAUGGUAAUGGGCUUUAUUUAACGCGCCUGGAGAAGCUGCGUGCUCUGAUGCAUUUUCCUCCAUUAUUUUAUCAUUUUAUUCCCCCCCCCGAGGCUGCUGGAUGCGAAGAGUUCGAUCAAUAAGCUAAGCCUGUGGAACACCAGCAGGAGGAGGAACCCGUGGGAAACUGGAGGUCGCUAAAGCCGCCGCGUCGCCUCCAGCCGUCACCGCUAACCACCAACAAUAAACACGUUCAGGAUUCCAGGGAAAACGUCUGUUUCUGUUCCGUUCUUCUCUCAGAAUUCACAGCAUGUUUGUUCGGUGCUUCCUGUCGCUCAAACUUCUGUUCACUUUUUUUUUUUUUGUAAUUUCACCCUAAUUAAGUAAAACCAUAAACUGCACCAAUGAAAA
This is a messenger RNA of Cyprinodon tularosa, 1228 nucleotides long. RefSeq names its product adaptor related protein complex 1 subunit sigma 1 (gene ap1s1). Bases 190 to 666 code for a protein of 158 amino acids. Gene Ontology annotation, biological process: vesicle-mediated transport; intracellular protein transport. Gene Ontology annotation, cellular component: intracellular membrane-bounded organelle; AP-1 adaptor complex; membrane coat. The record is from RefSeq and is a predicted model, not a curated record. The transcript is spliced from 5 exons. Gene Ontology annotation, molecular function: clathrin-cargo adaptor activity. NCBI's taxonomy places the organism in Eukaryota, Metazoa, Chordata, Actinopteri, Cyprinodontiformes, Cyprinodontidae.